Molecule: messenger RNA, 1852 nt
Organism: Marchantia polymorpha subsp. ruderalis
Lineage: Eukaryota; Viridiplantae; Streptophyta; Marchantiopsida; Marchantiales; Marchantiaceae
Source: the annotation of a GenBank genome assembly
UCGUCGUCGCCUCGCUCUCCCGGUGCUUCGCUCGCCCGAGCAUAUGACGCAGAGAUCGCAUAAAUCCCCCCAGCGACCCCGCUCGAUCCUCACUGACUCCUCGUCCCUUUCACACGGGGACCGUUCGGGACUUUGUAACGCUUCUCGUAUUGUAAUAUAAGUGUGAUUCGCUUCGUCGAGAAUAGGAAUAGUGGGAGGAUGAUUUUUCGAUUUAUUAACCGAAUGCGCUCGGGUGGAUCCGAAUUGUGCGAGCUCGGCAUGUACGCGGGCGAAGCGAUCGAUGCACGUCAAGGUCCAGGAGGUCGUGCAUCGGAUGUCGUCGCUGCGGCUGGGGAGAAUCGGUUCGAACGAGGAUGAACGACGAUCGAUCUGAUCUGAUCUGAUCUGAUUCGAUCCGGUAUAAGUUGCGGAGGAGGACAAGCACGAGGAAAUAUGGCAGUCGGGAAGAGGAUCGAGGCCCACCAGCGAACGAAUGGCGAUUGGUCCGACAACUUCUUCUCUGGAGCGAGUGCUUCGCUUUGUUCCAAAGUCAUUCUUCAGCCCUUCGAUACGUCGAAGACCGUCCUGCAGGCGACGAAGGAACUGAGAGGAGGGUAUACCAACUUGGCUCAGUGCAUGGUAGGUUUGGUACGAAACAGAGGAUUCGGCGCUUUGUACACGGGCUUCUUGGCAUCCAUCGCGGUCUCGGCUCCGUCUUCUGCAGUCUUCGCAGCAGGUUACGAAUUCUCCAAAGCAUGGGUAGAAAAAGCAUCCCACGAUUCGGCUCUGCCGCUGCUGCAACUGGCUCCCGUGCUGGCUGCUGCGUUUGGGAACGUGGCGGCCAGUGUGGUGAGAGUUCCCCCGGAAAUCAUCAAACAGCGCGUGCAGGCUGGAAUUUAUCGUAAUGUGUUUGAGGCGACGACUUCCGUCUGGCUUAAGGAGGGCUUUACGGGCUUUUAUCGGGGCUACACAGCGAUGGUGGCUCGAGAUAUUCCGUACUCCGCACUUCAGUUUAUGACCUUCGAGAUUUUGAAAAAGCGUAGGCUGAGGACUCGCUUCAAGUCCAAGCAGCAGGGCAAACCAAAAAACGGCGAAGGCAUGAUGACUGAUAUGUGGAUGGGAGCUAUUGCGGGAGCGGUUGCAAGUACUUUGACGACUCCAUUGGACGUGGUGAAAACCAGAGUCAUGACACAAACCUUCGCAGGAAGAGCUGUAUAUCCCGGACUUCCUGCCACCGUAAAGCAAAUCUGGAUAGAAGAAGGCCUCGUUGGUUUCGGACGUGGAAUGCUGCCGAGAGUCCUAUACAAGGUUCCGGCAUCUGCAGUAUUUCUAGUCUGCUACGAAGCUAUGAAAAGGAUUCUGUCCUCUGCGAGACGGGCUCGGCAACUGAAACACAUGAAAUCGGAGAAAGCAAGCUUCAUCCCUAUUCACCCAAUCGCAGAAGACUGUAAGCUUUCAACAGAAGCGACCGUUAGGAAGGCCAAGCCAGCAAUCGCGUAGACGGUGUUAUAUGGUUGUACAGUGAAUUUAUGUACAUUGAUAGGCAACUUUCGUGUAACGUAUAAGGGGCGGGGAAGUGAGUUGUACAUUAGUUUGAAAUGCUUGCUGAGGUGGUCUUCUGACAUGUACACUAAAGGUAGUUGCAGUUUAUGAGAGUUUCACGAGAUAUUUUCUCCAUCGGAAUGGUACAGUAAGAUGCUGGUAUGUACAGAGUUUGCAAAAUCCGGGUCGGGAAAGUAAAUUGUAUAUUAGUUUGAGAUGCUGGGUGAGGUUGCUUUCUGACAUUUACACUAGAGGUAGUUGCAGUUCAUGAGAGUUUCAUGAUUGUAUUUACUCCAUGGACAUCGUACAGUAAAGUGCUGUUUUGUACAGG